Molecule: messenger RNA, 997 nt
Organism: Cicer arietinum (chickpea)
Lineage: Eukaryota; Viridiplantae; Streptophyta; Magnoliopsida; Fabales; Fabaceae
Product: large ribosomal subunit protein uL10c
Source: RefSeq, a predicted model, not a curated record
CAAUGAAACAAAAGCGAUAAGAUAAGCCAAUAUGAACCAAAAUCAUUAUCCCAUGUUUUUGAGUUUUCAAUUUUUCAUCAUUUCUCAAUUUCCAUGACCAUGGAAGCCACUGCCACUUUAUUCACAUUUUCCCUUCCAACCACAAAAACCAAAUCUUUUCAAUUCCUUAACCGACCCAUUAACCCAUUCAACCCACCCACCUCCUUCAAACCAACACCCACUUUCAAAACCCACCGUUCCCUCCCUUCCAUCAACGCCGCUAUCUCUCGCACCAGAAAAGAAGAAACCGUUGAAACCGUUAGAGAACAGCUCGAAAACUGUUACCUCCUCGCCGGAAUCAACUACAAAGGCUUCACAGUAAAGCAAUUUCAAGACCUAAGAAAAACCCUACCGGAAACAACCAAACUUAUCGUUGCCAAGAACACGCUUGUUUAUAAAGCACUCGAAGGAACUCAAUGGGAAAUGCUGAAACCUUGUAUGAAAGGUAUGAAUGUGUGGCUUUUCGUUCACACGGAAGAGAUUCCUUCUGCUAUUAAACCUUAUAGAGAUUUUCAAAAGGAGAAGAAGCUUGAAGAGAAUGAUUUCACUGGUGCUGUUUUUGAAGGGAAAUUUUAUGGUCCUGAUGAGUUUAAAACACUUGAAACAUUGCCAACACGUGCUCAGAUUUAUGCUAAUUUGUUGGGUUCUUUGAAAAGUCCUGCUUCUGUUUUGGUUUCCACGAUUCAGGCACCUGCUAGAGAACUUGUUAUGGUUCUUAAGGCACAUAUUAAGAAUCUUGAAGAACAGGCCCAGGGUAGUGCUGCUCAAUAGAUAAGUUCUUAAUCUUAUUAUUUUGUAUUUAUAACAUUACAGUGUGCCCUUUUGUUUAUUGCAUUUUAUUUUUUAGUAUGUAUGUUUAUGUUUCCACCGAUUAAGUGUACAACUGUACAUUGAUGCCUAGUGCUUUUAUCAGAAAAUGUAGAAUGGUGCCAAAAUUUUAAUUUUUUUUCUUAAAUUA